This is a messenger RNA of Didymodactylos carnosus, 1617 nucleotides long. Lineage: Eukaryota; Metazoa; Rotifera; Eurotatoria; Philodinida; Philodinidae. The record is from the annotation of a GenBank genome assembly.
AUGUUUGGUUUACGGACCAUACUGGUUUGUGCGAAAAACCGGUUUUCCACAAUAAAAACAUCAUGGGUAGGAAGGGUAAUUCAUCCAUUAACAUUAAUGAUGCCAAUUGAUCAAAUGCAUGAUGAAAACGAAAAGGAGGUUUUUAAACGAACGCUAAAUUUAUUUGAUUUAAUUGCAGUAGGCCUAGGAGCGAUUAUAGGAGCCGGUAUAUUCGUUUUAGUUGGUAAUGCUGCAGCAGAUUUUGCCGGUCCAGCAGUGAUACUUUCAUUUGUGCUUGCUGGUUUUGUGGCUCUGUUAGCAGCAUUAUCGUUUGCUGAAAUGUCUACAAUGGUUCCCCUUGCUGGUUCAUCGUACAGUUUUACCUAUGCAACAAUGGGCGAAUUCGCAGCUUGGCUCCUGGGGUGGGAUUUAAUUUUAGAAAACGUAAUCGCUGUCGCACUUGUAAGCAAUGGCUGGGCACUCUAUGUAAGGACACUUUUUACCGACACACUCCAUGUAAACGUUGAAGAAUCCAUUUUAAAAUCGUGGAUUGGUUGGAAUCAGACAACAGAAUCAUUUAAUAGAACUGGAUUUGCUCUAAAUUUACCGGCAGCCAUCAUCGUAUUGGCAUUAACACUUUUGUUAGUUUAUGAUAUUAACGGUUCAGUUUUUGUUAAUAAUAUUAUUGUUAUUUUCAAAGUAGUUGCCAUAUUGAUAUUUAUCUUUGCGUCGAUUAAAUUUAUUAAAAAAGAGAAUUAUGAACCAUUUAUUCCAAAAAAUGAAGGUUCAUCUAACAAGUUCGGAGUUAGUGGUAUGUUUCGUGCAACAACACUGGCCUUUUUUGCCUACACAGGAUUUGACGGUAUCACAACUGUAGCUCAAGACACAAAAAAAAGUUCUCGAAAUAAUCUACCAAUAGCAAUACUCAGUUCAUUUGGAAUAUCAGCUGUUUUAUAUAUCGGAUUUUGUCUUGCUUUAAUUGGCGUUGUUCCUUAUGAUCAAUUAGGCGUAGUAAGUCCAGUAUUAAUGGCAGCACAAAAAAUUGGUAUGAACUGGUUAGCAAUAACGAUUCAUUUAGCUGCAAUUGCAAGUUUAACAUCCGUGGCACUUAUUAAUAUAAUGGUAGAAUCAAAAAUAUUAUAUUCAAUGGCAAAUGAUGGAUUAUUACCAGAGUUUCUCGCGCUCAUUUAUGAAACACGACGAACACCUUAUACAGCAACAAUAUUCACGGGUGUGAUUUCUGCUAUAUUUGCCAGUCUAUUGCCAAUUGAAUUUUUAAGUGAGAUAUCGUCAAUUGGAACAUUAUUCUCAUACUUUCUUGUCCAUGCUGGCCUAUUCAUAAUGCGUUGGACAAAAAAUAAAGAUGUUAAACAUUCAUUCAAUUUUCCUAGUCGAACGUAUGUUAUUCCAAUACUAGGAGGAAUAAUAUCUAUUCUAUUAAUGCAUACAAUGUCAAAAUGGGCCAAAAUGCGAUUUGGAGUAUGGAUGGCUGUUGGGGUCAUUGUUUAUUUUUUAUAUGGAAGAAAAAAAUCAAAGUUAAGAAAUCGUAAGAAAAAAAUCGAAACAGUAACAAACAUAUUUGAUACCACAAAUGCUAAUGAUAGUAUAGUCAGUAAAACCGAAACAUAUCCUAUAUAG